Molecule: messenger RNA, 1531 nt
Organism: Saccostrea cuccullata (small rock oyster)
Lineage: Eukaryota; Metazoa; Mollusca; Bivalvia; Ostreida; Ostreidae
Product: protein ced-11-like
Exons: 9
Biological process (GO): monoatomic cation transmembrane transport; metal ion transport
Cellular component (GO): plasma membrane
Molecular function (GO): monoatomic cation channel activity
Source: RefSeq, a predicted model, not a curated record
AGAAUUUGUUCUCACAGUUCAGUCAUUGGCUAUUGUUACCCUCUCCAUGUAUUUGAGUGUAAGACUGUCAAUCUAUUUUUGUAGGGGCUGAGUUAUCCAGUGGACAAGGACUUUGUGAUCGGGAAGAAAUGUGACCUGAAUCACCUUCUUUAUAAACUGACCAGUCUGGAAGCUCUUGUGUCCUCUUAUGACCUCUCUAUGAACUCUACUGGACAGUUUGUGUGUGACAAACCUACUGCUGAAAGGAAGGCCUUGAAUGCCCUGAUUUACUGGUCAGUUUUGACCUUUAACCCCUCACUGACCAGAGUUCUAUGGAAGCAGUCUGACCAGCCGAUGGUAAUGGCUCUUGUAAUCAGUAUGAUCUGGCACACACUGGCCACAAAAUGGUGCAGCAGAGAUUUGGACAUCAAAAGACAGCUCAGUGAUUCUGCUAUAGAGUUUGGAAAACAGGCUGUUAAAUUAUUGGACCUGAGCUACCAAGAUUCAUGCCUAACAGCCAUUGCUUCAUUAGAUGAGAAACUACCAGAACUUAACAAUAAAACCACCAUAAAACUAGCCCACAUUGCUCGGAAUAAAUUCUUCAUUGCUCACAAAAGUUGUCAGAAAUGGCUGCUUCAGCGUUGGCAUGGUAACCUACUCAUUAGAGAAGUGGAUUAUGGGGUGUUCAGACUACCCAACUGGUUCAAGAUAUACAUGAGUGUCUUUUUCGUCUUCCCCAUGUUGUUUUGGAUUACGUAUGAGAUUAAGAAAGACCCAGAAGCAAAAACGCCAGAAGAGGAAGAGGAAAUGGAAAUAGACCAAGUGGAUAGUGAAGACAUGAUUCCUAUGAAAAUCAAAUGGAAAAGGAGUACAAAGGGACAGAUGAAAUACCAAAUGAGGGAGAUGUUGAAUUAUGGUCGACAAAACCUUAAGGUGCCCCUUUAUCUACAGUUUUACUACCUGUGGAGUGCCCCAAUCACCAAGUUUUAUCUCAGUCAGUUGCUGUAUAUAAUGUACCUGGCCUUGUUCAGUUAUGCAGUCAUUAUACCAUCGUGUGGAGAUUUCUACAUUGAUCUUGUUGUGUAUUUUUGGACUGCCAUGAUUUGGGUUGAAAUCAUCAGAAAAACCAUCAUCAAGAGAAAGGAAUACAAAGAGAUGAAGGUUUUCUGGACAGUGAUAGAGAUAUGCCUGAUUGGUUCCUUUCUGAUCGUGAUCGGACUGGUCAGAAUCAUACCAAAGUUCAUCCCCUUCAUCAAGUACACGACGGCUAAAUUUGUCAUGAGUUUGGGCCUCCUAUACUUCUACUACAGGUUACUGAGUGUUUUCCUUCCCAUCAGCCCCGUCCUGGGCCCUAUGAUGAUCAGCUUCAGAGCUAUGAUGAAGAAGGACUUUGUUACUUGGUUGAGGAUGUUCCUGGUGUUUAUGAUUGCGGGGGGUAUCACCAUUCAGGCGACACUUUACCCUAACUUCCCCGCCUCAGAGGAGGGCAUUGUGGGUACCCUAAGCAGGGCCUUCUUUGCAAUGUUCCUCACAAAAAUUGAUGACCUUGACA